AGGGCUUUGGGCACUGGGGUUUAGACCCUGUUAAGGCCAAGGGCUUUGGGCACUGGGGUUUAGACCCUGCUAGGGCCAAGCGCCUUUCGGCACUGGGGUUUAGACCCUGCUAAGGCCAAGGGCCUUUGGUCACUGGGGUUUAGACCCUGUUAAGGCCAAGGGCCUUUGGGCACUGGGGUUUAGACCCUGCUAGGGCCAAGGGCCUUUGGUCACUGGGGUUUAGACCCUGUUAAGGCCAAGGGCCUUUGGGCACUGGGGUUUAGACCCUGCUAAGGCCAAGGGCCUUUGGUCACUGCUGUUUCUCACUCCUUGUGAAAGGGGAAGAUGGAGUCCCGGCGGGGAGCUCGAGGGCUUUCUCAGCAGGGACCUUCCUCCAGAGCCCCUGAGGCACUGGUAGACAACAGUGACGGCAUGGCCAACUCCAUCAUCUGCACCGACAGUCCUGGGAAUAUCCUCUCAACUCUGACAUCCAGUGGUGAACAGCAUCCCUUGGAAUUGGUUCAGGAAGCUAUAGAGACCUGGGGGCGCAUGCAGCAAUAUUUUGAUCAAAUGGAGGAGAGAAGCCAGAGGAUCAGAAGGCACGUCCAGCACAUAGACUCUCUGGUAGAAGAAACCAGACGUGACCGUGCAAACUUUGAGAUGUCCAGGGAAAUGCUGCUGCAGUGCACUGGAAUCCCGGAGCCAGGAGCCUUGGGUGUCCAUCUGGAGAACACCAAGCAGAGGAAGGAAGCGUCAGCCCAGGCAGAACAGACAGAGCAGCAGGACAGAAUGGAGGUUUCCCAGGAGCAAGAGUCAUUGGGCAGGGCUCUGGAGCAGCUGCGCCAGGAAUCCUCUGGCCAAGAGCAUGAAAUGGCUCAGGUGUGCAGAGAGAAGGAGCUGCUGGGCCGUGAGAAGGCUGCCCUUGAGGGCCGACUGGCAGCCACAGAGCGCCACCAACAUGACCUUUCCAAGCAGCUGGCAGAGACCAGGUCAGCAAAGGAGAGCCUGGAAUCCAGGCUGUGUGCUGCUCAGCAGCAGAUAUCUCAGCUGGAGGUGAGCAGGGAACAUCUGAAGGCAGAGCUGCAAGCUGAGCUGCAGGCAGCUCGCAGUGAAGUCCAGACAGCGCAGAGGAGGCACGAGGAAGAGCUACAAGGCCUCAAAGAGGAAAUGAAUCUCCUCCUUGAGCAGAGGGAGGCUUUACAAAAGCAGGUGGGAGAGUUGACAUCUCAGCUGGCAGCCUCCCGAGAGUCCCAGGAAAUGACUGUCCAGAGAGCCCAGCAAGAUGUGAGGGAGGCCCAGGAAGAGUCCAGGCAGAAGCAGUUGGAGGUUGAGCACACCCAGAAGAAGCUGGAGGAGGCAAAACAACAGAACAAGGAGCUGCAAGUGCAUCUGCAGAACUUGGAGAGGAAAUGGAGUGGAUGGGAAGAAGUGGCUCAGCACAAUUCAGAAUUGCAGGCUUCUGUGCAUACUCUAGAGAAGGAAAAAGCCAGGCUGCUUGUGUCUCUGGAGGAGAAGAACCAGUGCUUCCGAAAACUGGAAGAACAGAACCUGGUGCUGAAAAAUCGUGUGUCUCGCUUAUUUUCUGCUCUUAAGCAGGCAGAGCAGCUCUGUUCUGAGCAUAGGAGACAAAUGCAGGAGCUCAACACCCAGAUGCAGGCCAUGCUGCUGGCAGAGAUAGAGAAGACAGCUCGCCAGGCAACUGAAGAGAAGCAGCUGCUGGAAACUGAGGUGUCUGAGCUGCGUGUGAGGCUCCAGAGCUCUGAGGAAAGAGCAGAGGCCAUGGCCACACAGUGUAAGGCCAUGGAGCUGGGGCUGAGGAAGACACAGGCUCAGAGGGACAAUCUCAGAGCCUACAAUCAGGAGCUGCUGAAACAGCUGGAGCACAUUGAGCAAGAUUGGUGGAAGACACAACUCAAGCGCAUUUCUCGAGAAAGUGCCCUGGAGAAAGAGGCCACUGAAAGACAGGAAGAGGCUGUGACUCUUCGUCAGGAGGUGGCAUCUCUGAAGAGGAAAUUGGAGAACCUGGAGAAGGAAAGGAAGGAUGUGCUGGUGGAACCUGAAAGGAGAAGAAUCAGAACAUUUAGGAGAGUGUUCCUCCCAGACUACAUUACAUUUCCUGUCCACAAGUCUGCCCAUAAAAAUCGGUCAGCUUUUAAAAUGGAAGAGUCCUCCAGCAGCUCAGGGGAGCAGCAGCCCUCCUGCUGAUGCACAGCCUGUGGAGAAAGGGGUGUCCCUCUGCAGGCACAGCUGGCCCAAGACCGACAGGACCACCUGGAGAGCUGUGCAGGCAGCAGGCAGGAGACAUGAGGUGCAGAAAGGACCUCCUUGCUUCCUGAAUGUCUCAGAGGAGGCAGGCUGCAGCUGGAUGCAGGCUUAGAUUUAGUCAGUAGUUUAUCUUUAAACAAUAGCAUAGAUGCAGUUGAACCUUUACACAACUCUGUUCCAUAGGAUGUAAGAUAUAUUUAUAGAAAAAUAAAGAGUUUAUUAUGAUUAUGA
This is a messenger RNA of Taeniopygia guttata (zebra finch), 2475 nucleotides long. NCBI's taxonomy places the organism in Eukaryota, Metazoa, Chordata, Aves, Passeriformes, Estrildidae. The record is from RefSeq and is a predicted model, not a curated record.